CGGUUCUGCCGCGGGAGCAUGGAAGAAGCCGAGAAUUUUGUCUGGGAAGUGCCUUUGAGCUCGCAGAGUAGACACCAUGAGCAAGGCUCAGCCUCCCGAAUUGAAAAAAUUUAUGGACAAGAAGUUGUCAUUGAAAUUAAAUGGCGGUAGACAUGUCCAAGGAAUUCUGCAAGGAUUUGACCCGUUUAUGAACCUUGUGAUAGAUGAAUGUGUGGAAAUGGCAACUAGUGGGCAACAAAACAAUAUUGGGAUGGUGGUAAUACGUGGAAAUAGCAUCAUCAUGUUAGAAGCCUUGGAACGAGUAUAAAUACAAUGACUGUUCAACAAGAUUGUUCAACAUGUCCCCUCUUCCACUGCAUCUUUUCACUUUGAUAUAAAAAUUAGAUUAUGUACAUUUUCUUACUGAGUUUUGUUAAAUAAACUUUUGUAAUAGUCAAAAAAAAAAA
This is a messenger RNA of Erinaceus europaeus (western European hedgehog), 446 nucleotides long. Its product is annotated as small nuclear ribonucleoprotein G-like. Gene Ontology annotation, molecular function: RNA binding. NCBI's taxonomy places the organism in Eukaryota, Metazoa, Chordata, Mammalia, Eulipotyphla, Erinaceidae. The record is from RefSeq and is a predicted model, not a curated record. The transcript has a single exon. Gene Ontology annotation, biological process: spliceosomal snRNP assembly; mRNA splicing, via spliceosome. Gene Ontology annotation, cellular component: U4 snRNP; U2-type prespliceosome; U12-type spliceosomal complex. The coding region runs from base 77 to 307 and encodes 76 amino acids.